Messenger RNA from Labrus mixtus (cuckoo wrasse), 2041 nucleotides. RefSeq names its product kelch-like family member 41a (gene klhl41a). The transcript has 6 exons. Lineage: Eukaryota; Metazoa; Chordata; Actinopteri; Labriformes; Labridae. The record is from RefSeq and is a predicted model, not a curated record. Gene Ontology annotation, molecular function: protein binding. The coding region runs from base 108 to 1904 and encodes 598 amino acids.
CUCACUUCAGACCUGGCUGCCUAUAGUUCUCUGUCUUACCCCAGCUAGGACACGCUUUCAUUUCAUUGCCCAGCUUCCAGCUUCCAGCCACCUCCUGAUCUCUACUAAUGGAUCCUCAGGGCUUGAGGGAAGAUCUGCGUCUGUUUCAGACCACGCUGCUGCAGGACGGACUUAAAGAGCUUCUAAAUGAGAACAAGUUGAUCGACUGUGUCCUGAAGGUUGGGGACAGGAGCAUCCCCUGCCACCGCCUCAUUCUGUCAGCAUGUAGUCCUUAUUUCAGGGAGCUUUUCUUCUCGGCAGAUGGCAAGGAAGUGGACAAAAAGGAGGUCAUUCUGGAGAACCUGGAUCCCGGCGUUCUGGAGGCGAUUAUAAACUACAUGUACUCAGCAGAGAUCGACAUCAAUGACGACAAUGUGCAGGACAUUUUGGCUGUUUCAAAUCGCUUUCAGAUCCCGUCAGUGUUCACAGCUUGUGUGAAUUAUCUUCAGAAGAGGCUGUCAAAGACAAACUGCCUUGCUUUCUACAGGCUGGGCCUGAUGCUGAAUUCUGUCAGGUUGGCGGUGGCGGCUCGAGAUUGCAUCGCAGAUCGCUUUGAGACCAUAGCCAAGGAAGAGGAUUUCUUAGAGCUCGCUCCACCUGAACUCUUUGCCAUUAUUGGAGCUGAUGCACUGAACGUAGAAAAGGAGGAGGUGGUGUUUGAGUCCCUAAUGAGGUGGAUUAGGAAAGACAAAGAGAAGCGUGCAAAAUCCUUGGAGGAGGCCUUUGAGUGCAUUCGCUUCCGUUUGCUCCCGGAGAGUUACUUCAAGGAGAAGGUGGAGAAGGAUGAGCUGAUAAAGGCAGAUCCAGAGCUUCUCAAAAAAAUCAAAGCAAUAAAGGAGGCGUUCGCGGGGAAGCUGCCUGAGAAGAAGAAGGGGAAAGACGAUGAGGAAGGAGAAGAGGGGAAGCUGCCUGGCUAUCUGAAUGAUAACCGCAGGUAUGGUAUGUACGCAAGAGACAUGGUGCUGAUGAUCAGUGACACAGCCGCUGUGGCUUACGACGCCCAGGAGAACGAAUGUUUCCUUGCUGCCAUGUCAGAGCAGAUCCCCCGAAAUCACGUCAGCCUGGUGUCAAAGAAGAACAAUCUGUAUGUGCUGGGGGGGCUGUUUGUAGAUGAAGAGGACAAAGAAAACCCUCUGCAGUGUUACCUCUACCAGUUGGACAGUCUGGCUGCUGAGUGGAGGGCUCUGCCCCCCAUGCCCUCCCCCCGCUGUUUGUUUGCAACAGGGGAAGUUGAAAACCUCAUCUUUGCCAUUGCAGGAAAAGACUUACAGUCCAACGAGUCUCAUGAUACAGUUUUGUGCUAUGACACAGAAAAAAUGAAGUGGUCCGAAACAAAAAAGUUGCCCUUGAAAAUCCACGGACACAGUGUGGUCUCUGAGAACGGGCUGGUGUACUGUAUUGGAGGAAAAACAGACGACAAUAAAUCUACCAAUAAGACUUUUGCAUACAACCACAAGAGGUCAGAGUGGAAGGAAGUGGCUUCUAUGAAGACCCCUAGAUCCAUGUUUGGUGCAGUUCUCCACAAUGGAAAGAUUAUCGUGGCAGGGGGAGUCAAUGAAGAAGGCCUCGCAGCUACAUGUGAAGCCUACGACUUUGGAACCAACAAGUGGUCACCGUUCACAGAGUUUCCUCAGGAGAGGAGUUCAGUGAACCUGGUGAGCUGUGGGGGCUCGCUGUACGCUGUGGGAGGGUUUGCCAUGGUGGAAAACGAGAACAAAGAGUGUGCACCCAGUGAAAUCAUCGACAUUUGGCAGUAUGAAGAAGACACGAAGCAGUGGACAGGCAUGAUCCGAGAGAUACGUUAUGCAGCUGGAGCCUCCUGUGUGUCCAUGAGGCUGAACGCAGCCAAAAUGCCCAAACUGUAAUACCAGCCCACAGACUUUCACUUUACUGCUGUAGGAUAGACAACUGUGUACAUGCCUGUAUUUACUGGCUCACACUUUAACAUGCUCCCCUUGCUUUGUCCGAGUGUUUCAAUAAAUCAUUGUUCUAGUUGAAAUUA